AUGGAAAAGUCACUGUGUGUCAACAUCAGCAGUAGUUCAUCACAGCACGGAUGUCGAAGUCUUCAUACACUACUGUCUCACUCCUUCCCUUGGCUAUAUUCUGCAGGGCUUCCGUUUAACAGCAGUGCAGGUGUGUAUGUAAACUGGAACAACACCAGUUUGUGUGCCCAGACAGAGCUGCAAGCAGGGACUCGUGGCCUAAGAGCCAUAAUGGAGCAAAGUUUACACCUCACCAAAGAAACUACUGUACAAAUUCAGGUGAAUUGCAUAGAGGGAAUCAACAUGGACCACUUGCUGGGUGUAUGCUGUGGACAGAACCAGGAACACUCACUGAAGAUAUGUAUGGAAGUUGGAAUCGGGGCCAGUUUUUCAAACGAUCAGAGUUCAGUUUUCUCAUUUGAUCUUCAAGGUCACCACAAUACCUCCAGUAUUGGUCUAAUAGUGAACGUUUUCCACAACAUAUCUACUUUACAACCUUACCUGCCAUUUGAAUUUCACUCAAAAUCACAGUUCAGCCACUCGCAUUCCACAGUUAAGGGUACAGCAGAACUUCGGGUUGGCAUGACUGGUUUGGCUUUUGAAGGAGAGAUCUCAAGCACCAACUCUGGCUUUAAGCAAGCACUGGCAUUCAAUCACUCCAUGCCUCUGCUGCAGUCACUGCCCAGCACUAUGACAGUGAGGACACUGUAUGGUGGAAAGAAAGGGUCUCACUCUUUAACACACCAAACACAGUGGGAGAAUCAGGAGUUAAAACAAGCCACCCUCUCGGCUGAUGCUUCACAGCACAGUUAUCUACAAAUGAUAGGAGAAGCUCAGGGUUGGGGGUUGAAUUUUAGAGUAGAAAAUGAAACUCUGAGAAAACUCUGUGAUCUGAGUAUUUACUGGAAUUUGUUUGGAAACCAAGAGCAGGUCAGAGCUCAAGGCUCUUGGACUUUAAUGAGCAGAAAGACUGAGGCUUCAUUUCAGCAGAAACAACCCUUUACUUCAACAAUGUCUCACUUUCACAUACAUACUCUCUCACACAGACCAGCCCACGGACACAGCCGCAACAACCAGGCCCAUGUUUCUUGGAACCACAUGAAGCCUAUAAACAUUUCUCUAACAAUGAGCAAACACUGGUAUGAUGACUCCAGCAGAGGGCAGGCCUGUGUCUUUCUCUCACCAGGCCAGAUACAGUCAUUGCUCCCCCUAGUGGAGAUGGAGGGCUGUGUUGCUGCAUCUCGGGAGGGGAAGGCCUACUCCCAAAACACAGAGCUCAAGUGGAAGGACAAGAGAAUCAUACAAAGCAUGAAAUACCAGGGAGGGGUGAAAGGAAUGCACACACUCCUUGUGGAGCUGGGAGCCCAGAAUGUCUCUCCAUCUCCCUGUCCUUCUCACACUCUUCUGACCCAAAUACACACCAACCUGAGGGACCGUAUGGAGCACCAUACGGCCAUAGGCCUUUGUCCUUCACAGCCUGCUUUAAUUUGGUCUGGAUCUCACAGAGUGAACUCAGGCAAGGAGAUUUUGUACACUCAAACCCAUCUGUCUGUGUCUGGACAACCUCAGAACAACACAUUCACACUGUCCCUCAGAAAUAUCAGCAGCAGUCAACGCUCAAACUACUCACUCCUAACUGAGUGGCAGGUAGGAAACUGGAGUGUGGAGCUGGCAUGCAGUUCCCUGUCUUCUGGAAGGAAAGUGGGGGUGCAAGUUCACGCAAGGCUAGACCGCAGUGAGAUGCUCUGGCUUCAGGGGGCACUUGGGAAACGCUGUCUGCAUGCUGCUACUGGUUAUGAAAAUGAAACAUCUGAUGAAAUCAGAGUGGCUCUCUGUUUGGAGGGGCAUCAUUGGUUGGAUGUGGAGGUUCAGAAAGGAGGGCGUGGCAUUGAGAACGAGACCCUUACCCAUAUUUCUGUAGGAGUAGUCAAUCAGAGUCUUCUAUUUCAAGCUCAAGGAUGCAGGGAAUGCCUGUUGGCCACAGAGGCACGCCUUCAGCAGCUGGGGUCUUGUGUAAGGAUUAAACUGCUGGACAGGGUUCAGAGACUUCAAAAUCUUCUGUUAUCAUUUAGAAGACAGGCAGAGGACAGCAUGUUCCUGCAGGAGCUAAGUGAGGGGCCAUUGUCUCUGAUCCAGCAAGCCGAGACCCUGCUGCUGCAGAGAGCAGGAGCUCUGUGGAAUGCGUGGACCACCGGCCCGCUUCGAAGCACACUCACACUCAGCCUACCUGAUACACUCCAGCACCUGCAUCUCAUGUCCCUACAGGUCCAACAAGAGCUCAGAAAGCCUCUGGCCACUCUAGCUGAAGCAUACCAUGACGUGACAGGGGAAAGUUUGGACUCAGUGUGGCAGCAAGGAAUGCAGCUGUGGACCACAGAAAUGACCGAGCUUUUGCCUGCGGUACUGCAUGAUCACCACCUGACGGUCCCAUCACUGACAACUUUGCAGAUUGCGAUCUUUGCAUUGGACAUGGUGAGCCAGCAGACCUUGCAGUGGAUGGAGGCCAGAUUGGCUGCCAUGCUGGUUGGAGUAAGAAGGCAGCUUGCACUUAUGUACAAGUUCUCCAAAAGUGAGGUGAUGUUCAGAGUGCCUCUUCCUAUGGGCCCCUGGCUGAAGGUGAAGAAAGCAGGUGUGACUGAAGUGCUCCUGGAGGAGUUUGUCCUGAAACCUCUUCUGGCCUUAAACUCUGUGAGCCCCACUGCAGAGCUCUAUCGACUGAAGAGAAAGAUAAUGGACAGUCCUGUUAACCAUCAGGCAUUUCUCGUGGCAGAUGAGUAUUUAGUGUCAUUUGAUGGAAACCUUUUAAAACUCCCAGCAUCCUGUGACUUCGUCCUUGCAGCUGAUGUCACUGAGAAAACCUUCAGCAUUGUUUUAAAAUCCCACAGGUUCCAGCAUCGCUCACUCAUGGUGCAAAUGCAAAACACAGUGAUUGCAAUUCACCCUAAUGGAGAGGUGGAAGUUAAUUGCCAUGUAGCACAUGCACCAUACACUAGCAGCGAAGUGGCUAUCAGGAAGUAUAUGAACUCGAUUGAGGUGUCCAAUGAGAGAGGAGUUUGGGUAUCAUGUGACCAUCUACAAGUUUGCAGUGUAAUCUUAGAUGGAUGGCUUCAUGGUGUAUCUGCUGGUCUUUUAGGAACCAAUGAUAAUGAGGCAAUUAAUGAGCUUCCUCUGCCAGAUGGCUCCCAUACACACAGCGUGCCUCACUUUACUCAUAGCUGGCAGGUCGAUUCAGAGUGUGUCAGCAGGAAAGCUGGAUUCUGUCAGAACAACACUGCCGACUCAAUGUCAUGUGAAUUUCUGUUCACCUCAACAAAUUCUCCUCUGAGCACCUGUUUCAGAGUGGUGGACCCUUUGCAGUUCAUGUCGGUAUGUGAAGAAUUGGAAUGUGAACGUGGCGAACAUGCAGUUUCUAGACCAGCCCCUUGCACACUGGCCUCUGCCUAUAUCCAUCUAUGCCAUAGAAACUAUGUUCCACUGGAGCUGCCCGUUCAUUGCGUGUAACGGUGGUGUUCGGUUUUCUGUCUUUACGCUGAUUCCAGUGUUGAUAGGAAGUGUCACAUUGCCUGUUUUAUAUGAAUAAAACAUGUACAAAAUCUGUUAUUACUACUACUUUUAUUAU
This is a messenger RNA of Xyrauchen texanus (razorback sucker), 3598 nucleotides long. RefSeq lists its product as uncharacterized. The transcript is spliced from 26 exons. The record is from RefSeq and is a predicted model, not a curated record. Bases 1 to 3480 code for a protein of 1159 amino acids. Lineage: Eukaryota; Metazoa; Chordata; Actinopteri; Cypriniformes; Catostomidae.